AUGUUUACCUUUUUUUACGUAUUUCUGGCUGGCUUUGCAACUUCUGUAGCAGUGACUAUCACUCUACCAGCUGGUUCAAUAAUAACUACGAUUGAGACCACAACAACAGUAUUGGAAUGUACAUUUACUACAACUGGUAUUGAUCCACUGAUUACAUGGUUCAAAGGAAGUAGUACAAGUCCAGGUGAAGGUACUACAGUUAUACAAGGACAGAAUGGUCAAGUUGCCAACUUUCCUGGAUUCACACGACAUGACAUUGAAGACGCAGCUAGUUUAGUUAUAACUGACACACAGUUGAGUGAUGCUGGUACAUAUUGGUGUGAAGUAUACGCUGAUGGUGAUGGUACUGACGAAAAAUUUAUUACACUCACAGUAACAUCUGCAACAGAACCAUCUGAACCAACGAUAAGUCUCACUGGCAGUAAUCCAUUCAAUGAAGGUGAUGUAAUUAUUAUGACAUGUGAAUCAACUGGUUCUCCUACACCUACUUUCAGAUGGUUGAGAGAUAACCAACCAUUACCAGCACUGGAUAGAUAUCAACUCACUAUGUCUGGGACUAUAUUAACUAUUAAUGCAAGUGAAAAAGACGAUAAUGGUAGAACUUUUACAUGUCAAGUGUCAAAUGUUAAAGGAAGUAAAACAGAUGAUAUUACUCUGAAUAUUAGAUAUUCCCCAGGUAAUCCUGUCUGCAGUUACAAGACUACACCAACACCUUCUCAUUUACUCGAUGAUGAAAUGAAAAUAAGUUGCCAAUCAACUGAUGGUAAUCCAUUGGCAACAUUACACUGGUAUCAAGGUAACAAUCAGAUUCAAGAUUUAUUGUCAUCAGAUGAUGAUGUCACAGUUACACUUGAUUACACAUGGAAUCUGGAUAAGGAUGAUAAUGGGAAAAUAUAUGGAGAUUAUAAUGGUAAAAUAAGGGAACAACAGAUGACAAUAUCCAUACAAGCAGAACAUAACAGUAAAUCAUAUCAAUGUCAAUCCAGUCACCCAGACGUUACUGGUCACGUGAUGUCUACUGUCAUUCAUCUUAUAGUGUAUUUUAAACCACCAUCAGUGAGUUUAAGUGGAUACAACACUGCAGUAAAGAGUGGUGAUAUGUUGACAUUAACCUGUGAAACUGAUAGUAGUAAUCCUGCAGCUGUUAUAUCAUGGUAUAAAGAUGGUGAUAUGUUCACUGGUAAUUCAGAUGAAACAAUAUCAGAUUAUUCAGAGAGAAGUGGAAAUAAUGGUGGUAGACUAAGACAACAAGAUUUAGAAAUAAGAUUACUACCAUCCCAUAAUAUGGUACAAUAUCAAUACACACCCAUUGCAGUGAAUAAAACACGGAAUGAACAGUCAAGAGCUAAUGAAGGGGAAACAGGAGAAUUACGAUGUCAGAUUAAUAGCAACCCUACCUCUACACUACAAUGGUUAAGUCCAAAUGGAUCUGUACUCGCCAGCAAUGAAAGAAUUACAAUAUCUAAUUCUACACAAGGAACAUUACAUGAAAGUAUAAUUACAAUUAGUAAUACAAAAUCUGAGCAUUAUGGUAACUACACGUGUGUUGCUGAAAGCGACUUUGCAAAUACAACAUUUAUUGUAAUAUUUCAAGGAAAAAACGACGCAGUUUUAGAUGAUAGAAGAUACGAAAAUGUGGCUGUAGACGGGGAUCCUCUGGUAGAAAAUGAAAUUGUGAAGGAAAUAGAAAUACUGCAAUCAACACGUGGGCACAGUAAUAUAAUUCGAAUACUUGGGUGUUGUACAGAAAUAGGUCAUAGUUUCAUAAUACUGGAUCAUUUAAAUGUCGACUUGAAGACAUUUCUCCAAUCGCAGCACACGUAUGAAGCCAUGGAAGCUCCGAAUAAAGGCCUGAUUUUAUUCGUAAUGGAUAUCGCAAAUGGAAUGGAGCAUCUGACUAGCUUAAAGAUAAUGCAUCGAUAUUUGAUUGCUGGGCAUGUGUUGAUUAGUGAUGACAAGAAGUGUAAAAUUUCUAAUUUUGGUUAUGCUAGUGACGUAAUAGACGACGCACGGUUCUUCGAGAAAACAAAGGGUAAUUUUCCGUAUCAAUGGAUGUCAGUCGAAACGCUGUUAAACAGACGAUUUACUCCCAAGAGAUCAACACCUUAUCACGGUACAAAAGAAGAAGAUGUGAAAGUGAUGGUAACUAAUGGGAAAGUAUUACCAAAACCUACUCAUUGUAGCGCUGCUACGUAUCAACUGAUGAAAUCGUGUUGGAAUCGUCAUCCUCGAGAUCGGCCGACAUUCACCCAAUUGGUCAAGUCAAUAAGGCCACUGCUGAACGAUAGAAAGGAACCCGAUAACUCGUUCAAUGUCAAUGUGUCUCCAUAUGCAAAUAUAUGA
This is a messenger RNA of Saccoglossus kowalevskii, 2343 nucleotides long. Its product is annotated as tyrosine kinase receptor Cad96Ca-like. Gene Ontology annotation, molecular function: transmembrane receptor protein tyrosine kinase activity; protein binding; ATP binding. The record is from RefSeq and is a predicted model, not a curated record. Gene Ontology annotation, cellular component: signaling receptor complex; plasma membrane. Gene Ontology annotation, biological process: cell surface receptor protein tyrosine kinase signaling pathway; multicellular organism development; protein phosphorylation. Lineage: Eukaryota; Metazoa; Hemichordata; Enteropneusta; Harrimaniidae.